Molecule: messenger RNA, 479 nt
Organism: Salvelinus namaycush (lake trout)
Lineage: Eukaryota; Metazoa; Chordata; Actinopteri; Salmoniformes; Salmonidae
Product: transcription factor BTF3-like
Exons: 1
Coding region: 13-477 (154 amino acids)
Cellular component (GO): nascent polypeptide-associated complex; cytosol
Source: RefSeq, a predicted model, not a curated record
GAAAAAAUAAUAAUGAAUCAAGAAAAACUUGCCAAACUUCAGGCACAAGUCCGCGACGGCGGAAAGGGCACUGCUCGCAGAAAGAAGGUUGUGCACAGAACUGCAACUGCAGAUGACAAGAAACUUCAGUUCUCCCUAAAGAAACUAGGAGUCCUCUCUGGCAUUGAAGAGGUGAACAUGUUCACGAACCAGGGGACAGUGAUCCACUUCAACAACCCCAAAGUGGAGGCCUCCCUGGCAGCCAACACCUUCACCAUCACUGGCCACGCCGAGACCAAGCAGCUGACAGAGAUGCUCCCCAGCAUCCUCAACCAGCUGGGAGCAGACAGUCUGACUAGCCUCCGGAGACUGGCUGAGGCUCUGCCCAAACAGGCUGGAGAUGGAAAAGCACCAAUCGCCCCCAUAGAGGAGGAAGAUGAUGAUGUUCCAGAUCUGGUGGAGAAUUUUGACGAGGCUUCCAAGGAUGAGGCAAACUAAAG